Baudoinia panamericana UAMH 10762 is the source of this 751-nucleotide messenger RNA. RefSeq lists its product as uncharacterized. The transcript has a single exon. Lineage: Eukaryota; Fungi; Ascomycota; Dothideomycetes; Mycosphaerellales; Teratosphaeriaceae. The record is from RefSeq and is a predicted model, not a curated record. Bases 219 to 731 code for a protein of 170 amino acids.
GUGCCUGUUUGAUCGACCGCGAAGCAAACUGAAACAGGCACGCUCGCAUCGAAUGCACGCUAGAACUUACCCGCAUUUUCACUCUAAGCGUUUGCGCAAGCAUCGCACAUUUGCUGAUCAUUCCGCCUGAGAUCUUGCCUCCCAUGGUCGUGCGCCAUCCAAGCCGUACAAAGCAUUGACUUGCUACCGAACCCUUUUCUUGCUUAGCAGAAAGCCAGAUGUCAGAGGCAGUAGCCCAAAUAACGUCAGGCACCGCCAUACAAUGUGAGAGUCUAGCCUAUUUCUUCUCACACUCUGCGCAAACACACACUCGAGAACCGAACGUCUGCGCAUGUCUUCUGGCGUUGCACACCUGUCGCUCCAUAACCAUCACAGCGUUUGUCGACCAUAUACUCAGAUCUUGCCGCCAUGGCCAGGACCACCUUCUCGAAUUUGCAGCGACUCCUGACGAAACCGUGAUGAGGUCCAGAACACUACGUUUCGACUCUGCUUUCCAUUGCAAGCUAAGGAUGCCGCUGAUAGAUCGUGCCCCCAACUUGAGCUCUAUGACCGUGCUUUGCAAAAGCCGGAUCAGCACUUCAGCGGAGGUGGCUGGCCGCCAGCCCAUAUCGUGGGAUGGUGAAACUGCCGGCGUGACUCCUUGCCAGACCCGCGCGGGGAGAGCGCACUGUGCUAGAGCCCAACUUGUAAAUUGCGGAUCGUGGCGACACCGGCAAACAUGUAGACGGUAGCGAGCUUGGGGCGGCCAAUG